Danio aesculapii is the source of this 7417-nucleotide messenger RNA. It is a transcript of the gene areg, whose product is annotated as amphiregulin. NCBI's taxonomy places the organism in Eukaryota, Metazoa, Chordata, Actinopteri, Cypriniformes, Danionidae. The record is from RefSeq and is a predicted model, not a curated record. Gene Ontology annotation, biological process: positive regulation of mitotic nuclear division; epidermal growth factor receptor signaling pathway; positive regulation of cell population proliferation. The transcript has 5 exons. Bases 28 to 699 code for a protein of 223 amino acids.
CAACGCGGAACUGAGCUGUCAGCUGCCAUGAACCCACAGCGCCUCUCCUCUCUGCUGCUCUGCGUCGUUUUUACCAUUACUACAGCUGCCACUCACACAUCAGUGCUGGAUCAUGUGACUGUGAUGUCAUCAUCGGGGGAGGGGCUUCAGAGCGCAGUGGGGGAAGAUUUGGAGUCUGACGAUGAUCAGGAUCCAUCAGGAAUGUUCAUCGAGCCACCUUUAUUUAAAGUAACCCAAGUCAGUAAAGGAGACGAGCAGAACCACAAGCGCUCGGGACGCAAGAAGAACAAAGGAAGAAAAAGAAAUAAAAACAUCACUCCUGUUCAGCCCAAUCACACGUCCAGUCACCGGAGCCGCAGCACCACCGCUGACCCCUGUCUGACCUCUCAUGUGGAUUACUGCAUCCACGGCCACUGCACAUACCUGCAUGGCCUGAGCGAACCCGUGUGUGUGUGUAGGCGAGGUUAUGAUGGUGAGCGCUGUGGCAUCCAGCUUCUGGAGACGUCUCGAGACGAAAGCAGCACUGAAACCACACACGCCGCUCUCGUCAUCAUGGCUGUCGUGCUGUCAGUCAUCAGCUGCUUAGCCAUCCUCAUCAUGGUCUGCGUACACUAUAGAACACAUCAUCGCUUCCAGGCGGCUUUCCUGAGCUCUUCUAACGAGAGAGAGAAACAAGAGAAGAAGAAUAUUAUGGUGUGAAAGGAGAAUGUAAGACUGUGUGCUUUACUUAUAGGUUCCUAUAUGUACACUAAAUAGUCUUUUAGUGGGAGAUUUGCCCAUGCAAGGGUGUGUCAACACUUGGCUAUCGAAAUCUUGUGGUUCAUUUGUGAACGCUAGUAUCUAAGGUGCCGUUUACACUAAUGCGUUGUUGUUUAUAAAUGAUGUUUCUAUUGUAUUUCUGAAAAGGAUAUCAGUCCACACUAUACAGCCUAAAAUGCAGGAUAUGUGACCAUUUAUGCUUACUGGGCAUGUGUAUAUUUUUCUGGCGUCUGUACUUGGAGUCUACCGCUUGUGUAAUUAUAUGAGAGUGGCUUGACGAACCAGGGAACGAUACACAAUUUUCCAGAAUACUAAUCAGAGAGGAUUGUGGCUAAAUGUGCCUCUGAUUUCAAAGGUUUUUGUUUCAGUAAAGCUAUUCUGAUACACCAGCAUUUGUGAAUUAAGACCAUGUUCACACUAAAGGCUGAUUUUUUUUCUGCGUCAAUCUCACGCGUAUGGUUCGGCGCAGCCUUCAGGUGGUCGCAUAGCCAUGGCUGACGCCGACUCGCACCUCUCAAAAAUUGUAAGAACACAGCGCAACGUCAUGUAGUGCAGUGUUUCCCAACCCUGUUCCUAAAGGCACACCAGCAGUCCACAUUUUCAACCUCUCCCUAAUCAAACACACCUGAAUCAACUCAUCAGAACAUCAGAAGAGACUCCAACACCUGGAAUAAAUGGGUCAAAUAAGGGAGACAUCCAAAAUAUGUACUGUUGGUGUGCCUCCAGGAACAGGGUUGGGAAACACUGAUGUAGUGCAAGCUCUGUGAUUGGUCUGCUUGGUAGCUGUGACAAGUGUGGGCAAUGCUGAGAGUUGCAAGCCUGAUGGAGCGAGUGUUUACAAGUGUCAAGUCCCAUGAAGGAGCUCCAGAUGGAAACUUUAGUUUUGGUGUUUAUCUUAUGGUUAAACUUGUUGCAUGUCCGCCGGUUCCCACCUCUGAAUGAGCGAGUUUUAGCUACUUGUACAUUAAAGUAGCAUUCAGAUAAAACAAAACACUCGCGAAGAGCAGAGCAACACAAACAGCACGCUGAAGUAUAAAUGUACGGCUAUGCUUAAGGCAGGGGUCGUGGGUCACUCUGAUCACUCGACAAAGAAGUAUAAACCAGCCUUUAUACAUUUUAGUUUAAAACUGCAUAUUUUUUCUCUCCAUUUUAGCCUUCCUUCCACAAUGAGAAAACGAAAAAAAUGAGAAUUUAGAAAACGAAAGUAUAUCUUUUUGAAAACGCUGUCUAAAGUGGAUAAAUGUGAGUGAUGCAGUGUAAACGGUGAAAACAGGCUUUCGAAAACGAUGACACAUUUUCGUCACGUGACCAAUUCAGCUAGAAUGGUGGACGACAUCAAUUUUUUACAUUUAUAUAGCGCUUUUCUGGACACUCAAAGCAAUUUACACAUCCACCUGGAUGACGCGGCCAUAGCCAUAUGACCGCACACCAGACCGCACCAGCCUGACCGCACACCAGCUGAUUGGUGGAGAGGGGACAGAGUGAUGAAGCCAGUUAUGAUACACUUCAUUGGGACAACUUAAUUUUUUUAUGUUUAAUCCACAAAAAAGUGUUAAGUUAACUUAAUUGAUUUGUGUUGUGUCAACAUGAAUGAAUUAUGUGGAACCCUGCAUUUUUUACAGUGUAUGGGGAUGGUUAGGAAUCCAUGAUGGACAGAGGCCGGUAGGCAAAUUUGGCCAGGAUGCCGGGGUUAAACCCCUACUUUUUUUUGAAGGACAUCCUGGGAUUUUUAAUGACCAGUGUCAGGACCUCAGUUUAACGUCUUAUACAAAAGACGGUGCUCACUGAGCAGUAUGGUGUCCCUAACUGGGGUGUGAGGACCCACACAGACAGCAGGUUGAGCGCCCACUGCUGGCCUCACUAAGACUACUUCCGGCAACAACCUAGCAUUCCCAUGUGGUCUCCUAUCCAGGCACUCUGUAAAAAAGUUGACUCAACUUAAAAUUUUAAGGCAACAAACUUCAGGACAUUUUUAAGUUGACUCAACUUUCAACCCAGUUACUGCACUUGACCUGAUUUAAGAAUGUCCUGAAGUUUGUUGCCCUAAAAUUUUAAGUCAACUUCUUUUAUUUUACAGUGCAAUUCUAUGUGAAGUUUUCAUGUUCUCCCUGUGUUCGUGCAGGUUCCCUCCAGGUGCUCCAGUUUACCCCACAGUCCAAACACAUGCGCUAUAGGUGAAAUAAAUAAACUAAAUUGGCCGUAGUGUAUGUGUGUGAAUACGGGAGUGUGUGGGUGUUUCCCAGUGUUGGGUUGCGGCUGGAAGGGCAUCCGCUGCGUAUAACAUAUGCUGGAUAAGUUGGCGGUUCAUUCCGCUGUGGCUACACCUGAUGAGCAAAGGGACUAAGCCGAAAAGAAUAUGAAUGAAUGAAUCUAUCGACCGAUGCAGCCCUGCUUAGCUUUGUGAGAGUUGCAGAGAGCCAGCUGCCGACUAUGUAAAGCAGUUGUUUAGGACGCUGUCUGUUUUGACAGCUUUAUUACAGAUUAAUGUCAGUUUGUACAUUGCCUCUCUUUAAAGGACAAACAGAUAGACAGUAAAUAAACUGCAGGCAGAUAUGGCACAAGUAAAAGCGUGUUACAUCUGUGCACAUGAGCAGUACAUGAACAAAAGCGUUUCAGUCGUUUUAGUGUGGAUGACGCAACUGUUUUCCAAUGUACAGUUGAAGUCAGAAUUAUUAGCCCCCCUGUUUAUUUUUUCCCCAAUUUCUGUUUAACAAAGAUUUUUUCAACACAUUUCUAAACAUAAUAGUUUUAAUAACUCAUUUCUAAUAACUGAUUUAUUUUAUCUUUGUCAUGAUGACAGUAAAUAAUAUUUGAUGAUAUUUUUCAAGACACUUCUAUACAGCUUAAAGUGACAUUUAUAGGCUUAAUUAGGUUAACUAGGCAGAUUAGGGUAAUUAGGCAAGUAAUUGUGUAAUGAUGGUUUGUUCUGUAGAAUAUCGAAACAAAUAUAGCUUAAAGGGGCUAAUAAUUUUGUCCUUAAAAUGAUUUUUAAAAAAUUAAAAACUGCUUUUAUUCUAGCCGAAAUAAAACAAAUAAGACUUUCUCCAGAAGAAAAAAUAUUAUCAGACAUACUGUGAACAUUUCCUUGCUCUGUUAAGCAUCAUUUGGGAAAUAUUUAAAAAAGAAAAAUCAUUUAAAGGGGGGAGGGCUAAUAAUUCUGACUUCAACUGUAUCCUGAUUAGUGUAAUCUCAGACUUAAAUAAGGUCUUAAGCAUUUUCAAAACACUCUGUUUUCGCAGGUCAAGAACACUGGUGUACUGUGGAUGCCAGAUUUAACCAUACAAAAUAUAUGCAUUUUAAAACAAAACGCUUUCGUGUAAACGGCACCUGAUACUGAACCCUGGUGUACACCAAACAAGCAGGAAAAAGCAGUCUUUCUGCUUUCAGAUGAAUUCUGGUUCGGUUUGGGUGAAAUAAUAAAGGCAACACCAGACAAAAACAUGUAAAAGACCCAAAACAGGAUAUGAUGUUGGAAGAUGUGACCAUAAAAGUACUUUUUUUUUGUUUGUUUCUGUGUAAAAAAUGUCUGUUACUGUUUUGACUAACCCGAUCUCACGAGGAGAUGUAACUAUUACUACGUAUUAUCAGAAAAGUGGCUAAUUUGUUCAAAUUCGUGUUGAAUAAAUUUGUGUUUUAUUUUUUUUGUAUGAAUAUGUAUGAAGGGUGGCAACGGUGGCUCAGUGGUUAGCACUGUCGCAUCACAGCAAGAAGGUCGCUGGUUCGAGUCCUGGCUGGGCCAGUUGGCAUUUCUGUGUGGAGUUUACAUGUUCUCCCCUUGUUUCCUCCAAGUGCUCCGGUUUCCCCCACACUCCAAAGACAUGCACUAUAGGUGAAUUGGAUGAACUAAAUUGGCCGUAGUUUAUGAGUGUGUGUGUAAAUGUAAGAGUGUAUGGGUGUUUCCCUGUGCUGGGUUGCGGCUGGAAGAUCAUCCGCUGCUUAAAACACACGCUGGAAUAGUUGGCAGUUCAUUCCGCUGUGGUGACCUCUGCUGAAUAAAGAGACUAAGCCGAAGGAAAAUGAAUGAAUGAAAAUGUAUGAUUUUUAAAAGGUGGGAUGCACUCAAACACCACCCCUAACCUAACAUUUGAGGAUGGGAAAAUUGCAUGUACUGUACAUGUAAAAUGUGCAUAUGAGAUCAUACAAAUUCAAACGAAUUAGCCACUAAAUCAAAAAGUUAAGAAUUGCUGUGAGAUUGUGGUGGUUUUGACCCCUUUUAUACAUCUUUUAUACACAGUUUAUUACAUUGCUCAACGUUGUUUUGGAGCCAAGUUCUGCUUUAAUAUUGACAUCACAAAAGAUCACUUGGUUUUCGUAUCUUUUAGAUUCACCCUUAAAAAUGAAAGUGUGAACCAGGACCAAAUGUGUCAUUGAGUAUGUUUACAUGGACACAAUAAUCCGAUUUGAACACAAUUAAGACAAUACUCUGAUUAAGAGUCUACCUUGUGAACAGCGAUUUUUAAUUAAUUUAAUUUAAUUAAGCUCAUAAUCGAACUAAAGAGUAAUCGAAUUAAGACAUGUGGAGUAUGCCGAAUUUAGUCUCAUUAUUUAAGUGCAGAACAGACAUCUAAACACCUUAAUCAAACUAUUACCAUCAUUUAGGACUUUAUUUAUUACCUCAUUUUGUGACAGGAUAGUCACACACACAUGACUGUCUGACACUAUUAUCUGCACCUACCGAGUCAAUGCAGACCACAGACACCUGCAUCGCGAAAGUUUCAGAGUUUUUUUUCUCCCAUUCAGCGUGUGGUAUGAAAUUCCAUUUAAACUAUACUCUUCCAGCAGUUCAUAGUUGCACCCAAUAUCUCAUUUGUCAGGGGGGCAUGCAUGAAAUGUUCCCGGGUGAAAGUGAAAGUGCCAAACUGCAGUUAAAGUCGACAAAUUAAAAGGGAAACACUCGAAAUUACAUGAAACUCUGAAGGAAACAUGAAUGGGGUGGUAAUGACGUUAAUCGAAUCAUGUGCUAUAACAUGUAAAACGGGAUCAUGAAGGGAACAUUCAAAAAUUAACUCAUGUAAACACCUUCAUCUUAUUAUUGUCUUAAUUAGAUUAAGGCAAAUAAUUUGUCUACUGAUGUCCAUGUAAACGUAGUCUGCGAGUAUGUUUACAUGGACACCAAUAAUCCGAUUUUAAAACGAUUAAGACAAUACUCUGAUUAAGAGUCUACCAUGUGAACAGUGAUUUUUGAUUAAUCCAAUUAAGCUCAUAAUUGAACUAAAUAGAAAUCAGAUUAAGAGAUGUGCAGUGUGCCGAUUUUAGUGACAUUACUGAAGUGCAGUACAGACAUGUAAACACUGCAAUCGAACUAUUACCAUCAUGGAGGAUUCUCGCCGCACUUUGCGACAAGAUACUCUAUACACACGGCUGUUUGACACUAUUCUCUGCACCUACCGAGUCAGUGAAGGACUACAGACACCCAGCCAAUUCGAAUGUUAUCACUCGACUGAAUGGGCAUUAUCAGUGGUUAUCAGCUGAUAGAUUUGGGCCAGUAUGGGCCUUCUGCACCUACUGGUAGGCUCAGAAGGAUGUUAUCAUCCAUCUACAUGGUUAAUCAGCUACAGUAUUGAUCACAUACGGCUGCAGCCGGAAGUUAACAAGAAUUAUUUAUAUUAUUUAUUAUAUCUCCCAUUAAUUGUAUUUUAUUAGCGUCCACCCCUACGCUAGACCCAACGAUCACAGUAAUGUAAAAACAGAUCUGAUUCUGAAGUCUUCUCUAUUAGUAUAGCUGAUUAACCAUGUGAAUGGAUGAUUACAGCCUUCUGCGUCUACAAGUAGGGGGCCCCACUAGCCCAUAUCUAUUAUCUCAUAAUGCCCAUUUAAUCGAGUGAUAACAUUCGAAGAUGGUGAGACACCCUCAUCACGAAAUGUGGAGGUUUUUUCUCCCAUAUGGCAUACGGUAUCAAACUCCAUUAAAACUAUACUCUUCCAGCAGUUCAUACUCUCAUCCAAUAUCUCGUUUGUCAUGGGGGGCAUGCCUGAAAGGUUCCCAAGUGAAAGUGAAAGUGCCAAACUGCAGUUAAAGUCAACAAAUUAAAAAUGAAACACCCGAAAUUACAUGAAACAUGAAAUGUGGAUAGCGCGCUGACGCAAUGACGUUAAUCGAAUUGUUUACUAUAACAUGUAAAACAGGAUCAUGAACGAAACAUUCAAAAAGCAGCUCAUGUAAACACCUUCAACAUAUUAUUGUCUUAUUCAGAUUACAGAAAAUAAUUUGAUUACUGAUGUCCAUGUAAACGUAGUCAGAUUCUCUUCUUUUACAGAGCUACAAAUGUGAACACACCCUUAAACUCAAAUUCACAAUGUUCAAUUAUAUUUCAGCCUCUAGAUAUGAACCUGGACUUCAGUGUGAUAGUAUGAACACUCAUUUGACUCAUUAUAUUUAAUGCAUAAUAUGUAUUAAAUCAUAUUUGAGUGCUAAAAAGUAUGUACUCAUGCUCAUUCUGAUUUUGUUUCAGGCAGAUGUCACUGAUGGACAGGUUUAUUGCACAUAAACACUACAUUAAAUCCCACUGUAACAAUAUAUUUAUUGUCUGUACCUAUUUAUUAACAAAUGAUAUAAUAUCCUUAGUAUUUGUGUUUAUUUUGAUAAAAAAAAACAACUAUGUUUAUUUAGUAUGUGUUAUUAAUGUCACACAUAUGGAAUAAAGAACGCAUAAUAAUA